AUGGUGAGUGUGGAGAGCUUUGCCGGGAGCUCGACGGCUGUGGGCAUUGCGGUGUGUGCUGCGGCGCUUGGCAUUGUGGUCUCGCUCGUCCAUUCGUUCCUUCACCUCCACCACUACACACACAAGGCACUGCAACGAUACUCUGUCCGCAUUCUGUUGAUUGUGCCUGUCUUUGCCCUCGGAUCGUUGCUAUCGCUGCUGUAUCCCAACUACGCCCUGUACUUUGCAACUGUUCGCGACCUGUACGAGGCGUGGGUCCUCUACUGCUUCCUCCACCUCAUGAUUGGCUACGGCGGCGGUGACUCGGCCAUUGUCCUUGCCAUGCGGGUGAGUCCCGGAGAGAUGCGCCAUCCAUGGCCACUCUGCUGGCUCAAGCCCAUCAAUGUUGGAUCGUCCACCUUUCUCCGUGCAUGCAAGCAGGGCGUCAUCCAGUUUGUCAUUGUCAAGCCCGUCUGCGCCGCCCUCUCGCUCGCCAUGCUAGUCCUCGGCUACUACGAGAGCACGGCCUACCAGGCCGGCCUGCUUGUUGUCUACAACAUCUCGUUCACAUACGCCCUCUACGAACUGUAUCUGUUCUACCUCGGCACCCGCCUCCAUCUUGCUCCGCACCACCCCAUCCGCAAGUUUGUCGCCGUCAAAUCGGUCGUCUUCCUCACCUAUUGGCAGUCGCUCGCUGUUGCGCUGCUGCCCGUGCCCAAGGAGGAUGCCGAGGCGUGGGACAACUUUAUCCUCUGCGUCGAGAUGCUGCUCUUUGCCUUUGUCCACUGGUUCGCCUUUUCCUACACCGAGUUUCGCGAUGGCGGCGCUAGCGCCGGCAGCGACCGUGGGAACGGCGACGGCUCGGCCGCCGGUCUUGGCGCUGGCGCUGGCUCGGGCGGCUACUCGGAGCUCGACGACGAGGAGGCGCUGGUGGUGGCGGAGGAGCUGGGCACGCUCUGCCGCUGCUGCCGCUGCAUUUGCUGCUGCGCGCCCGACUACGGCCAGCGGCUCGGAUCGGCGUUUCUGGACGUCUUUUGCAUUGGCGACGUCAUUGCCGACACCUACCACUCGUUCUCGCCGUCGUACGGGGAGUACAUGCUGCAAGCCCAAGAAGUCCACACUCGUUUUAUCUCUGUUGUUGUUGCUCACUCGAGCGCGAGCUCGAGCGGCGACGUGGCGCGGCUGACUCCGGUCGGCUCGGGCGUCAUCACGCCGCCGGCGGCGCCGUCGGGUUCGACCUCGGCAUCUGCAGCGGACUCGAUCGCGUCGAGGUCAAAGUCGGGCUCGGGUUCGGGCUCGGGCUCGGGCUCGGACUCGGGGAUUGUGUGA
Molecule: messenger RNA, 1308 nt
Organism: Thecamonas trahens ATCC 50062
Lineage: Eukaryota; Apusomonadida; Apusomonadidae
Product: transmembrane protein 184a
Exons: 2
Coding region: 1-1308 (435 amino acids)
Biological process (GO): transport
Molecular function (GO): transporter activity
Source: RefSeq, a predicted model, not a curated record